Messenger RNA from Salmo salar (Atlantic salmon), 706 nucleotides. The record is from RefSeq and is a predicted model, not a curated record. NCBI's taxonomy places the organism in Eukaryota, Metazoa, Chordata, Actinopteri, Salmoniformes, Salmonidae.
AUGAAAAGAGCUGAUCUGAAGGAGAGAGCUGAGAUGAACCACUCUGACUCCGAUCUAUUUGUUCACGGACUGCUCUCACUCCUGAUUGAGAUCGCCACUUUGCCCAUGCCGACUGUUGCCAUGGUGGAUAGCUUCGCCCUUGGAGGGGGUCUGGCGCUCGCCUGCGACCUUCGCAUUGUCGCCUACUCUGCACAGAUGGGUUUGAUUGAGAAGACACAGGGGUUACUCCCAGGGGCUGGGGGCAGUCAGCAUCCCCCCAGAGCGGUGGGCUUUGCCCUGGCUAAAGAGCUGAUCUUCACUGGUCGGAGAGUGGAUGGACAGAGGGCUGUGGACAUCGGACUGGUCAACAGAGUUACAGAGUAGAACCCAGAUGGAGACGCUGCCUAUUGAUAGGCAUGGAGUCGGGCUAGAGAGAUACUACAACAGGCCCCCAUCACUGUGAGGAUGGCCAAGGAGGCUCUGAACAGAGGCAUGGAGGUGGACGUCACAUCAGGGAUGGCCAGAGAGGAUGUGCUAAGCCAGGCUGAUCCCGACACGAGGGCAUGGCUGCCUUUAUAGAGAAGAGACCCCCACUCUACACUGGAGAGGAACACACACAUGGAGAGUUGUGUGUUUGUUUUUAAACUGCAGUUGUAAUAUAUUUUAGCAUAUGGAUCAAGGAUGGCUUUUGAGAUAAAGGAAUACAGUAAAACAGACUACCAGUUUA